Molecule: messenger RNA, 2207 nt
Organism: Drosophila innubila
Lineage: Eukaryota; Metazoa; Arthropoda; Insecta; Diptera; Drosophilidae
Gene: Dnz1
Product: palmitoyltransferase ZDHHC3
Exons: 3
Coding region: 365-1198 (277 amino acids)
Biological process (GO): peptidyl-L-cysteine S-palmitoylation; protein targeting to membrane
Cellular component (GO): Golgi apparatus; endoplasmic reticulum
Molecular function (GO): protein-cysteine S-palmitoyltransferase activity
Source: RefSeq, a predicted model, not a curated record
AGCUGUGUCGUGUGUGGGAAGCCAAUCAAUUCAGUCUAUCGAUCAAUCGCAUAGUGUUUGGCCACCACAAAAAAUUCAGGGUGAAAAAUUUCUAAUCGAGAAAUAGCAACAAAUAAAUGAAUGAUACUUUCAAACGCAUAAAAUGAAAGAUUAGAUAAAAUUUGUACUCACAUAGAUAUUUCCAAAUAGAAAGGAUCAAGUGUCGAGUGCUAAACGUUGCUGCCAGCAGCAGAGCUGCAGUGUUGGCUCUCUAGAUGGAAAGGGGCAGAAGCAGAGGCAGAGACAGCUUCGAUUUGUAAUUCAAUUACGGGCACACACACAAAACGAAAAAACCAUAAAAUAAAAAUAGAAAACCAAUAUUGUCAUGGUUUUUAUUCGCGAUCCCUGUGGCAUUGCUUGCCUGAUUGUCACCUAUGGGGCUGUUAUCUAUGCGGAUUAUGUGGUCAUGCGUUGGAUUAUACUGACGACGAUGCCAGUGAGCAUUUGGGCACCGUUUCACGUCGUACUGUUUAACACUGUUAUCUUCCUGCUUGGCAUGUCCCAUUUGAAGGCUGUUUUCUCCGAUCCAGGCACUGUGCCGCUCCCCGCCAACCGUCUGGACUUCUCCGACCUGCACACGACCAACAAUGGCGCCAAACACAAUCCGGGCAAUGGCCACGGCAGUGAGUGGACAGUGUGCACCCGCUGUGAAACAUACCGGCCACCACGUGCUCAUCAUUGUCGCAUCUGCAAGCGUUGCAUACGCCGGAUGGAUCAUCAUUGUCCAUGGAUCAACAACUGCGUUGGCGAGCGCAAUCAAAAGUAUUUCCUACAGUUUCUUGUCUAUGUGGGCAUCCUGUCCCUAUAUUCCGUCGCGCUGAUACUCGGUUCAUGGAUAUCGCCGUGCACGGAAUGCAGUCAGAAUGUCAUUGAAUCGCAGCUACGCAUGAUACACUCGGUUAUAUUGCUGCUGGAGUCGGCGCUCUUUGGACUGUUUGUUACGGCCAUAAUGGUGGAUCAACUGCAUGCCAUACUGUACGAUGAAACGGCCGUGGAGGCGAUACAGCAGAAGGGUGCUUAUCGACCGAAUCGACGUAAAUAUCAACUGCUCGCAGAUGUCUUUGGACGUGGCCAUCCGGCGCUUUGGCUUCUGCCCUGCGCCAGCCUCAAUCACGCCUCCCGCUACCACGACACGCCCCUGCUCAGUCACGAUGUUUAGAUAGCGUGUGUGUGCGUGUGUGAUAAAUUCAUCAUCAAUUUGCUUGUCUGUAUCUAUUUGUGAUUAUAUUCGAUAUGCGGCGGAAGUGCGUGUGUCAGCUCCAACACAGCCACUUUACUUUUAGUUUUUAAUUACUUAUAACUUUGAUUCAUAUGAAACAAAUUAGAGAAUCAACCCACCCAGCUACCCCAAAUCCUCAUCUUCAAUCUAAAUGUUUUGUUUAUAUGUAUUAUAUGCAAGAAUUGCAAUCAUUAAAUAACUCUUAAGUUAAUAAUUAACUAUUGCACGUUGCGAGCCGAAAGCAUACUCCAAACAGAUACUUGAUAUUUUUUUAGAAAAGACACUGUAUUUUUUUCAUAUACAUACGUAGACCAGAUUCUUAGCUAUAUAUAUAUAUAUAUAUAGAAAUAUAUAACUGUGUGUAAAAUAAAUUACAACAAACAUAAAAAAAAAUACCAUUCAUGCAUUUAAAAGCAAAGGAAUUCAUAUACCAAAAAAAAAAAACAAAAUCAAAACAAACGUAAACAUUUAAAGCCAGGCAAUAAAAUGUGUGCAGUAAUAGCUCGUAUUAAUAAUAAGUCGUAUAUAGUUUGAUUGUAAACAAUUGUUUUAAAUAUUGUAAUUUUUCUGUUUGUUUAUUUGCUUAAUUUUACAAGUCAAGUUUAACAAAAUAUGAAUUGCAAUUGGAUUCAUGCUGAAAUCACACUUGCAAAACAAUCUAUUAAUUUAUGUAUUUAUAAGAACUCAAUUUACAAUAACAAAAAUGAGAUAAAUCUACAAAAGCAAUGUCAACUCUUUUUCUAAGUAUCCAAAUUGUGUGUCAUUCCAGCAGUGUCACAAACAAAAGCCUUAAUAUGCAAUUAUGUAAAACCGAGAAUCCAAAUUGAGAUUUAAGCGAAUUGUUUCUAUUGAACAGGCAACUCUCUCGAUGGUCUCAAGAAGCCACUAAGUCGUAUCCUCAACAACAUAGAUAUAUGUAUAGUUUUCAAUAAAGCUAACGAUACACAUA